AUGACUAUGUAAUCCAUGCAGGAUGCUUAAAUUGAAUUUUGGUUAAACGGGAGUAUUAAAUUCAUUUUAAUAAACCUUCUUUUCCAACCAAAGACAUUUUUUACAAAAAAGUUUCCUAAAUAAAUGAUUAAUUUUUUCAAAUUAAAAGUAGGUAAAAUGCUUUAUAACAGAAAACAAAGAAAGAACUUUUCCAUUUAGAAGAAUUUUCACCUGAGAAAGAUGAAACAUUCAAAUAUAAAAUAAUAAAUAAUUAAUAACAAUAAAACUUUUCAAUUAUCUAAAAAACUUAUUGACAAUAUAAUAACUACUAAUUAAAUAAGAUUUAAUAAAUCAUCAACAACUUAAUAAUAAAUAAUUACUCUUUAUUUUACUCAAUAACUAAAACAAUAAUUAAAUACUAUUACUACUUACUAAACAACUAAACAAUUACUUCAUUGUAAAUCUAAUUAAAAAUCUAAUAUUUAUUUAUUUGUAUUAAUUCAUAAUAUUUAUUCAUGA
This is a messenger RNA of Tetrahymena thermophila SB210, 498 nucleotides long. RefSeq lists its product as hypothetical. The transcript has a single exon. The record is from RefSeq and is a predicted model, not a curated record. NCBI's taxonomy places the organism in Eukaryota, Ciliophora, Oligohymenophorea, Hymenostomatida, Tetrahymenidae.